Molecule: messenger RNA, 1161 nt
Organism: Penicillium expansum
Lineage: Eukaryota; Fungi; Ascomycota; Eurotiomycetes; Eurotiales; Aspergillaceae
Exons: 2
Coding region: 1-1161 (386 amino acids)
Source: RefSeq, a predicted model, not a curated record
AUGCCUCUCAAACCUUCCUCCCGUAAGGGCGCCAAGAAGGACCUUCAGCGGGCUUUCCUCGAUAGCGCUACACAACAGACAGAUUCUAACCCCUAUGCCUUUGGUGCAGAGAUCAAAACCGAGAUGUCUUCUCCCACUCCCGCUUCUGUCGCCAAUGGCGAGAACGAGAGUGAGUACAAUUUUGACUUGACUCCUGUCCCAGACUCAGUCUCAGCCCCAUUCCCAUGUACCGAGGAUGAUCUUACAUUAUGUCACGCACCCACUGCCGAUCCUACUGGCUACCCUAUCUUUGUUUCCCGAAAUGGACUCUGGGACUGGUAUUAUCUUGCCUCUAACAACAACACUAUAGAGUCUUCCGCUACCCCUGCCAAUGAAACAACCAACGGAACUACCAAGAACACGAAGAGUGAGUUUGCCAAUGGUCUCAGUCUUUCCCCGAAUCAGUUUCCCUGUACCGAGGACGACAUCACCUUGUUUCCUUGUCCCAACCCUGGUCCCAAUUCUGCGAACAAUCCCACUUUCUCUUCUCAAAAUGGACGUUGGGAAUGGAUCUUUCUCCCCUCUAACACGGAUACAGAGUCUUCCCCUACCAAGGUCAAAAUGGAGAACAUCCCUGAGGCCAGCCCAAGGGUUCAGCGACCGAGCAACCCCAUCUCCACUACAUUCUCCGCCGCCGAUCUGGACCGCUUCAUCUUCCCAUACGGUACCCACGACAGCGAUGAUGAUAUCUCCUCUGUGCCCUCGCUGGUUGGAAACAUGGUGGAGCAAGCCAGAACUGCGAAGCAUGUGAGGUUCUUCAUGAACACUUCCCAUGACAAACACUUCGUCCCGAUCGAAGUGCCCGCUCUCACUGGAAACGAGAACUGGGACGCCUGGCUGGCCGCCAUGCGCCUGCUCUUCCGCCAGCACUCAGUGUGGCCUAUCGUGACUGCGGAGCUUCAGCCACUGUCUCCAGGUCACAAUCUGUACCUGUGGUACCAGCGCAUGUGCGAUUGUGCAGUCGCCCUCAUCUACGCCAACGUCUCCGAGGAGGUCCGCAAGACUCCUUGCUUCAUGAGCACCGUACGCGAAGAUGAUGCUGAUGUUCUGAUGUCUCAUCUGUACGCUCACUACUCCGAGCCUGAUUCAACUCACCCCCACGAGGAGUCUGAGCUUGAUUAG